CCAAGAAACUAAACAAACAGAAGUCACAGCUCGGAACAUCAAUAAAAUACUCAAUUUUAUUAAAAUUUUAAUAAGUUUUCAUAUAUCUGAAGUUGUGAUGCUAUUGGUGCAUAAUUCGCAGAACUGUUAGUACAAUUAAAACAAUGAAUCACCGUAAAAAUAUACCAGAUGCCACAAGAGUGAACACCGUGGGUCGUGCACAUUCCACACUUAGUGUCUCUGCAGUUGACUAUUAUUUAAAUUUACCAGUGUCUAGUCCACCUUCACCUGCAGUUUCAACAGUAACUUUAACUCCAGGGAGAAUAAGAAAUAUUGAUCAAGAUAUGGAAGCCUUGAGAGCUUCAAGACAAGAUAAUCCAUUUAUUCAACAAGUUAUAGCUAGUAGGGAGAGUCUUAUAGACAGUUUAGAGGAAGAAUCAGACCAUGCUAAUUUAAUGUCAAGGGAAUUGUCUAUUGACUUGGAUGUAGACCCUUUAACUCUUCCUGAAAUGCACGAACACAUGAUUAGAAGUCCCCCGCCUACGACAUGGCCAAAAUCUUCAAAUUUUAAAAUGUUUCAGUUUCCAAAUGGUGAAGAAGAAACGCUUCAAGUAGAACUUAACACCAAAGAAAAAACCAAAAGUGAUCUAAAACCAAAACAUUCAAGUUGGGAUGGAUCGGAAACGUCACCUUUAAAAUCAUUGUCCAAGUCACACCAUCACCAUCAAGAUGUGUUUUCUCUAUUGACACCAAAUUCACUGAGAGCUUCAGGUGAAGAUAGUAUUCAUUUAAUGGCUGAAGAUUAAACAUUCCUUAAGUUUUUACAUUCCUAAUAUGGUAAUGUGAUACUGUUUUCUAGUCAAAGCGUUGCAAAUAUUGUACUUAACUUGUUUCAUUUCAACGGAAUAUAUUGUUGAAACCAAAGAAAUUAUAGUGUUCCAAAAUUUGCCAUAACUGUUACACUGCUUCAAGUCGUAGUCUUGUUUCCAUAUCUAGGCAAAAUUCUAAUAAACUAAUUCAUUUAUCUAAAUUAUCUUGAAGUAGUAAGGGUAAUUUAUAGCACAAUAAGUUCCAAAAGAAAUUGUGAAGAUAUAAUUUUUAUAAGAAUAUAUUUACUAAAUAUCCUAGUUUUUAUGAUGCCAUUGAAAUCGGGGAUAAAAUCGAUAUAUUUUGUCUUGAAGUCCAUAUUAGGUCAAUUUCGUAUGUCUCACUGAUUUGGAAUUGGUAUUUGUGAUGGAAUAAUUAAUAAAAUUUUCUUUAUUUGCUGAUCCAUCACUACGAAUUCAGAUUGCAUUUUAUUUUUGAAACAUUGAAACUACCAACUUGGUGCUGGUCACUACACUGAUGGUACUUUGUGAUAUUAUUUGUAGUACUUAAAAACUUCGUUUUCGGAUUUUUGAUCUCGCUAUUGUUUUUUCCUUGUCGAGUGCAAUUAAUAUAGACCGUUAGGGUUGUAAGUGGUCUUAUUCUAAAUUUGUGUAAUACCCAUGUACAAAAACCCUGAAUUGGCACUUUUUUGUAGAGUUUAUGUGUAAAUAAUUUAUCGAUAGUUUUACUGUGUUUUAUGUUGACGAUUGAAACUUUUAUAUGCCUUUUUAGCCAGAUGUUCUAGUCCGUUUUUAAUGUUAUAAUUAACUGAUUUAAUGGCAAAAUAUUCUACUGCUUUAGAAUAUAUCUAUAUGUGCAGCUUGUUUAGCUAUAUUUAAAAGACAUGUUGAGCGUGAAUAGUCUGUACAAUAGCGAGAGAAUAUUUUCUUGUUAAAGUCAUAGUUGUAAAGACUUGUAAUUAAAGGGAUUUGAUAACAGUUAUAUAACGUGUACAAGUUAAACAUUUUGUAGAUUAAUGUCGUGUUACAUGUUGAAUAAACAUUUUUGAAAUAAAAGCAUCUAUU
Molecule: messenger RNA, 1871 nt
Organism: Tribolium madens (black flour beetle)
Lineage: Eukaryota; Metazoa; Arthropoda; Insecta; Coleoptera; Tenebrionidae
Exons: 4
Coding region: 144-785 (213 amino acids)
Source: RefSeq, a predicted model, not a curated record